AUGUUUAUAGCAGCUAUUGCAAGACCUCACAUUAAUGCUACAGAUGAAGUGUUGUGGGAUGGGAAAAUAGGAAUUUUUCCGUUUACAGAAACUCAUUAUGCAGUGAGGAGGUCAGAAAACAGACCAGUGGGUACAGCAACAUUACGAGCAAUAACAAGAGUUACACGCGACAUUCUACGAGACAAACUAAUCACUGAAGUGCUACCAGCUAUAAGAUCAAAAUGGCCAGCAAAUGGGGUGAAAGAUAUAUGGAUUCAACAAGAUAACGCCAAGCCACAUAUUUUAAUAAAUGAUCAUGCAUUCAAUGAAGAAGCAAAGAAAGACGGAUUUAAUAUAAGACUUGUUUGUCAACCAGCCUCUAGUCCAGAUAUGAACAUCUUGGACUUGGGAUUGUUUAGUGCUUUGCAAUCAAUUCAAUUCAAGUCAUUCCCCAAAGACCUCAAUGAUCUGAUAAAGGCAGUCAAUGAUGCAUAUGACACUUUUGAACCAAAGCUUUUAAACUACACUUGGAUUCAGUAUCAAUUGUGCAUGAUAGAGGUACUAAAAGCUAAAGGCGGUAAUAACUAUAAGAAUCCACACAUUGGAAAACAAAGACUGGACAGGCUGGGUAUGCUGCCCAGGCAAUUAGAAAUUCCACAAGAACUAAUUGAUGCAGCACGGCAAUUUUUAUCUCAUGGUAUAAUUAAUCUCAAUGAUCUUCCGCAAGAUGAUUGA
This is a messenger RNA of Amaranthus tricolor (Joseph's coat), 714 nucleotides long. RefSeq lists its product as uncharacterized. NCBI's taxonomy places the organism in Eukaryota, Viridiplantae, Streptophyta, Magnoliopsida, Caryophyllales, Amaranthaceae. The transcript has a single exon. The coding region runs from base 1 to 714 and encodes 237 amino acids. The record is from RefSeq and is a predicted model, not a curated record. Gene Ontology annotation, molecular function: nucleic acid binding.